Cynocephalus volans (Philippine flying lemur) is the source of this 1578-nucleotide messenger RNA. RefSeq names its product FLVCR choline and putative heme transporter 2 (gene FLVCR2). NCBI's taxonomy places the organism in Eukaryota, Metazoa, Chordata, Mammalia, Dermoptera, Cynocephalidae. Gene Ontology annotation, molecular function: heme binding; heme transmembrane transporter activity. The transcript is spliced from 10 exons. Gene Ontology annotation, biological process: transmembrane transport; heme export. Gene Ontology annotation, cellular component: membrane. The coding region runs from base 1 to 1578 and encodes 525 amino acids. The record is from RefSeq and is a predicted model, not a curated record.
AUGGUGAGCGAAAGCCACACCCAGGAGGACCGCGAUGACACCCCUGCACCGGAGUCCGCACUCCAGGCGGACCCCAGCGUCUCUAACCACCCCAGUGUGUCAGCCCAUCCCAGCGUCUCCAUCCACCCCAGCGUCUCUGCCUACCCCAGCAGUUCGGCCCAUCCCAGUACCGUGGCCCAACCCAGUGGCUUGGCCCAACCCAGUGGCUCGGGCCCCGAGGACCUCAGCGUGAUCAAGGUGAGCCGGCGCCGUUGGGCCGUGGUCCUGGUGUUUAGCUGCUACUCCAUGUGCAACGCCUUUCAAUGGAUCCAGUACGGCUCCAUCAAUAACAUCUUCAUGAACUUCUACGGAGUGAGUGCCUUUGCCAUCGACUGGCUGUCCAUGUGCUACAUGCUGACCUACAUCCCUCUGCUCCUGCCGGUGGCCUGGCUGCUGGAGAAAUUCGGUCUGCGCACCGUCGCCCUCACCGGCUCGGCUCUCAACUGCCUGGGGGCCUGGGUGAAGCUGGGCAGUCUGCAGCCGCACCUCUUCCCCGUCACCGUGCUGGGCCAGGUCAUCUGCUCCGUGGCCCAGGUCUUCAUCCUGGGCAUGCCCUCUCGUAUCGCUUCCGUUUGGUUCGGUGCUAAUGAGGUUUCAACAGCCUGUUCCAUGGCUGUCUUCGGCAAUCAGCUUGGAAUUGCGAUUGGGUUCUUGGUCCCUCCUGUUUUGGUACCCAACAUCGAAGACCGGGAGAAGCUUGCCUACCACAUCAGCAUCAUGUUCUACAUAAUAGGAGGUGUGGCCACUCUCCUUUUCAUCCUUGUCAUCAUCGUAUUCAAGGAGAAGCCUAAACAUCCUCCCAGCAGGGCCCAAUCCCUGAGCUAUGCCUUGUCGUCGCUUGAUGCUUCGUACUUAAGUUCCAUCAUCCGGCUCUUCAAAAAUCUCAACUUUGUGCUGCUUGUCAUCACCUAUGGUCUGAAUGCUGGUGUUUUUUAUGCCUUGUCUACUCUGCUGAAUCGCAUGGUGAUCUUGCACUACCCGGGGGAAGAAGUGAAUGCUGGAAGAAUCGGCCUGACCAUCAUCAUUGCAGGAAUGCUCGGUGCUAUGAUCUCAGGCAUCUGGCUCGAUAGGUCCAAAACCUACAAGGAGACAACCCUGGCAGUGUAUAUCAUGACUCUGGUGGGCAUGGUGGUGUACACAUUCACUUUGAACCUGGGACACCUGUGGGUAGUGUUCAUCACUGCUGGCACAAUGGGCUUCUUUAUGACUGGCUAUCUCCCACUGGGAUUCGAGUUUGCUGUGGAACUCACGUACCCAGAAUCUGAAGGCAUGUCAUCUGGCCUCCUCAACGUGUCUGCACAGGUAUUUGGGAUCAUCUUCACCAUCUCCCAGGGCCAGAUUAUUGACAACUAUGGAACCAUGCCUGGGAACAUCUUCCUGUGUGUCUUCCUCACCCUUGGAGCAGCUCUCACUGCAUUCAUUAGGGCAGAUCUCCGGAGGCAGAAAGCAAACAAAGAAACUCCUGAGAAUAAACUCCAGGAGGAAGAAGAGAGCAAUACCAGCAAAGCACCCACCACUGCAUCGAAGGAUCACCUCUGA